GCGUGGUUCUCAGCAUUAUAGGUUUUUAGGUCAAACAGAAACCCCAGGGAAUGCCUGAAAAAGCCAAGUCAAUAGUUACCUCUGCCCAGACCGGAUGGUACGGAGCUACUGCUGUUGUGUGUAGCAGAGUCCACACUUGAGUGACAUUCCCUGCCGGAGCACUGGAGGAAGCCAGGAGCGUGUGUGAUCUGGCUGAGAGCUUGGUUCAGAAGUUGCUGAAGUUUAUCUAGAGGGCUCCGUGUGAGGCCUUGGUUCAUCUUUGAAGGCUGAACAGUGGGCCCUGCUGGGUGGCCUUCCUUAUCAUCUUCACCUCCGUGUGCCAUGGACGAGACACAGGAGUCGCUAGCCUUGACUGUGCAUCUUCUUGCUGACACUGGGAACGGCUCGCUUCUGCAGCAGGCGCUGGACCAACUCCUGGAUUGCAUCUGCCCAGAGGUGCGUCUCUUCCUGGUGUCUGAACGGGCCAGACCAGUAGAUUACCAUGAAAAGUACCACCCCCGGAGAGCCCGUUUCCCAGGGAUGUCUGUUUCGCUCUUUCUUCAGGAAAGCCUAGGACAGGAGCGGCUGUUUCGAGUCCUGGACUUCCUACAGCAUUCACCCUGGCAGGGUUUCCCUACCCAGCACGCACAGGGGAGGCCUUGUACCUAUCUCCCUGCCAAUCAGGAAUUCUACAGUCUGCACAACCAGAUGCCAGUGUGGGACAUAAGGCCAGGGCAUUGUGGCACUGAUGUCCUCAGAGUGACUCUGUACUGCAGUUUUGAAAACUACGAGGAUGCCAUCAGGCUGUAUGAGAUGAUCUUGCAGAGAGACGCCACUGUGCAGAAGAGCAACUUCUGUGUCUUUGUUCUCUAUGCCACCCACGGCUUCAGCCUGCAGCUCUCUCUGAAGCAGCUGCCUCUGGGGGUGCCAGUGGAUCCCAAAGAGUCUUCUGUGCUGCAGUUCAAGGUUCAAGAGAUCGGCCAGCUGGUGCCUCUUCUACCCAAUCCGUGUGUUCCCAUCAGCAGCACCAGGUGGCAGACACAGGACUAUGACGGCAACAAGAUUCUGCUGCAGGUCCAACCAAAGCCAGGACUUGGUGUUAGAAAUGCUGAGUGUUCCUUCCUGAGUGGCAGCUCGAGAGGUGACAUGCAUCGACAGUGCUCCAGGCUGAACUCUGACUCCACACCGAGAACCUUAGAGCCGCGCAGCCGGAGGAGCAGGAGCCGGAGGUUCAAAGCACAUUCUCUGGAGCUUCCACAGUCCAGUGGGACAUCUGAACGCCCUAGCGACCCUUUCUGGAGUAGCCCUGGCCGAUCCUCCCUGGCUGAUAGCUCAGACACAGGCAUGCGGCACCGCUUGUCUGUCCCCGUGGAACCUGAGAUGCGUAUGAAUGCCCUUCAGGAAAACAGCUUCCAGAAACUCGAGGCAGAGACAAACGUCGACACUGGCUUCACCGUCAUCAAUUCCAAACCCAGGCAAUCUUUUAUGAGAUUUCCCAGGGAUUUUCAGAGCAGUCAGCCGCCAUGCAGCUUGUCGGGCUCUUCCUUCGAGGUGACCACUUCCUCAAACCAAAGAGUCUUAAAGGAUAGACUCCGUCCGCUGUCACUUCCUGGUCAAAGGGACUUUGGUAUAAAGGAGAGAAUCUCAAAAUGUGCCCACCAUCUUCCUGUCCAGGGCGAAGAGAAAGAAGAAUUCUUCAUUUAGCAUAAAACGAAUGUGUCUCUCUAAGAACAGAUAAGAUAGAAUGUUCUAGAAACGAAGCCUUGUAUUAGUUGCCCCUCUCUCUGAAAUACCUGACCAAAGCAACUUAAGGAAGGGUUUUUUUUUUU
This is a messenger RNA of Myodes glareolus (Bank vole), 1808 nucleotides long. The record is from RefSeq and is a predicted model, not a curated record. NCBI's taxonomy places the organism in Eukaryota, Metazoa, Chordata, Mammalia, Rodentia, Cricetidae.